Molecule: messenger RNA, 807 nt
Organism: Pocillopora damicornis (cauliflower coral)
Lineage: Eukaryota; Metazoa; Cnidaria; Anthozoa; Scleractinia; Pocilloporidae
Product: myosin regulatory light polypeptide 9
Molecular function (GO): calcium ion binding
Source: RefSeq, a predicted model, not a curated record
UGCGUUUUAAAUUCAUUUCUAUCUCCCUUCUCCAACGAAGGUGUGUCUGGCCUUUAACUCGUAAGAAAAUUUAGGGCUGAUUCACGGCAAAAUCAAAAUGUCUUCGAAAUCCAGAUCGAAAAAGGGUGCAUCUAAGAAAAAGGUGCAACGAGCGGCAUCCAAUGUUUUCGCGAUGUUCGACCAAACGCAGAUUCACGAGUUCAAAGAGGCAUUCAACGUCAUUGAUCAGGACAGAGAUGGAAUUAUCAGCGCCAAAGACCUGACGGAGAUGUUUAAUUCCCUAGGAAGGCCUCAGAAGGACGAUUACAUCGAAGACAUGCUGGGCGAGGCUACUGGGACUGUCAACUUUACGAUGUUCAUGACGCUGUUCUCAGAGAACAUGCAUGGUACCGAUCCCGAAGACAUGAUCAAGAGUGCGUUUACUACGUUUGAUCCAGAUGGCACUGGAAUCAUCAAUGAGGACAGGCUGCGACCACUGCUAAUGAAACUCGGAGACAGGUUUACAGAGGAAGAAUGCGAUGAAAUGUUUACUCAUGCAAAUGUUGACGACGACGGGAAUUUUAAUUACAAUGAAUUCACAAAGAUCAUAAAACAUGGUGAAAAAGACGAUUAGGAGUGUAGAGAUUGUAUGAUCGUGAAAAAUUCAAGAUAUCAUUGAUCUUAUUUCUGUGUUAGUUCUGGGGUAGCUCCCACGAUAUUUCAGGGGUUUUUUUUUGUUUUUUGUUUUUUUUCAUUCGUCAAGAAUGUCAGAAAUCAUUUAAUGUUUAGCCAAAACUGAUUAAAGCUCUAAAAUGUGUUUUAAUAAGA